GUAUAGACUGGAGACGAGGCGUAGGACUGAACACAAUAACCAACUAAUCAUAUGAUUUAGUGAUCGCUGGCAUCGAGUUGUCAAUCGGCGGACAGUAUUGCAGACAUAUAUGAAUUGCUGACAACACAAGUGGUGCGGGUUUUUGGACGCAAUGAUCGGGUGAUGAGCCCUACGAUCGCCGCAAGUAUUUCACACACUUCUCAAUCGUUUGGUUGAUUUGAUUGGCGAUGAUUGAGACAAACCCUGUCAUCAAAGCCGUACGACCAGAGCGUAAGCACAUGACUACAGACACUCAUGUGGUGGACUCUUUGUCGGCCACCGGUCUCUCGUCCCGCAAAUGGCCGGUCAGUGACCACCGGCUUGUGUUGAAGCGGUCGACGUCUGCCGACUCCGUACUGAUGGCCGACGCGUAUCAAGUGAUCGGCGGUUCGCUCUCUGCGCACACGUAUGGCCUCCGCAGUGAUCAGUGCACUCAACGAUGUCAGCCUAAGAAUUAUCCCAUCGCUCUUUCCUCACUGCAAGCUAUUCAACGCUUGGGCUCUAAGCGUAUCUGUCAUCUCAUCUCUUAUAUCACGGUUUCUUUGCAGACACCACAAGAAUGGGAAGAGUCGGACAAAAUUAGAUUUGAAUCCACAUUAAAACAGCAUAAAACUGAGUCAGUACAAAAUACAGCGCUUCAAAGAAGAUCUGAUACCAGAUUUGUAUCCAACAAAGACCAGAGCACACAAAGCAUUGGUAGGUUUACAUGGGUUGGGACGGGAGUGCAGACAGCCUUUAUAUGUAGUGAUACUUUGAUUGACAACAAUUAUAACUCAUUAGAAUGUGAUUCAUAUAAAGCGACACAAGUGUUGGUUACGAGUGGUGUCAGUCCGACGAAGAGCGCGACAAAGUCGGGUCCCAUCACUAUUCCAACGAAACUAUGCGUCGAAAACAGUCGUUCGGCCAAUAGUCUCGAAGAACUCAAUCAGGAAAUCGAGAAUUUGGUUCUGAAAGGAAUGAAUGGUUACGACAACCAAACCCUAUGUGAUAAAGUGCCGGAAGGCCACAGAGCGCCGGUCUUUGAAUUGCUGGCAAUCAAAGCCCAAAAGCAAAUUAGUUGUGUCGGCAGUAGUGGUGAAGACAGCAGCGAUUUGAGUCAAUCGGAAUCACCCAUAUUUGCCACCGAAAUUAUCUCAACGACCACCACAUCCGACACAGUAAACGAUAUUCAGCACAACUAUUCAAUGAGUCCUAAAAUCAAUAAAUUUCUGACACGAGAACCGCCCGACGGGUGCGAGAAAAUCAAGAUCGUCAACGAAGAUGACAGAAUGAAUGCAAUGAAUUAUCACUCAGAUGUAUCACUCGGUGGUUUCGUGUGUCCGGUGCAGCCGUCGUCCGGUUUCGUAUUGCUUCCGAGUCGGAGCUCAGCAUUUCUGCCAAUUUUCAAACCCAACGACUUUUCUGCCGAUUAUCUCAAGAAUCGAAUUAAUUACAGAAAAAGUUAAACAAAAAUAACACAAAAUACUGUGAAAAAUGCAAAUGUUUUUCAUAAUAUAUGUCUGUAUUGAGGGAAACAUUUGCAAAAACAAUGAGAGAAAAGCGCCGUUCGGUUCCGAUUCUACAAUAAAUCUAUAUUAAUAUAAACAAUAAGUUUUAAGAAAACAAACGAAAAAUAGUGUUUUGAAAUUUAAUUCUAACUCUGAAAAUGAGAAACAAAAUAAGCAGAGA
Molecule: messenger RNA, 1707 nt
Organism: Medioppia subpectinata
Lineage: Eukaryota; Metazoa; Arthropoda; Arachnida; Sarcoptiformes; Oppiidae
Source: the annotation of a GenBank genome assembly